Molecule: messenger RNA, 765 nt
Organism: Trichoderma virens Gv29-8
Lineage: Eukaryota; Fungi; Ascomycota; Sordariomycetes; Hypocreales; Hypocreaceae
Exons: 3
Coding region: 95-412 (105 amino acids)
Biological process (GO): protein import into mitochondrial matrix
Cellular component (GO): PAM complex, Tim23 associated import motor
Molecular function (GO): ATPase activator activity
Source: RefSeq, a predicted model, not a curated record
CGACAAAAUCAAACCCCCAAACAAUCGGCAGCAGCCUGCAUCCAACAUUGUCAAUCUCACUUCGAAACGGGAAUAAAUCGAAACUCACCACAUCAUGGCAUCAGUAUUCGCUUGGGGCGCCGGUGUCGCCGUCGCUGCAUUCCUCGGCCGCGCCGGCUUCGUCGCACUCCGUCGCUCCCGUGGCGGCGUCGGCGCCAUGGGCAAGGCUUUUUACAAAGGCGGCUUCGAGCCCCGAAUGACCAAGAAGGAGGCCUCCCUCAUUCUAUCCCUAAGCGAGCGAUCCAUCACCAAAGACAAGGUCCGCAAGGCCCACCGAACGCUCAUGCUCCUCAACCACCCCGAUCGAGGCGGCAGCCCGUACCUAGCGACAAAGGUCAACGAGGCGAAGGAAUUGCUGGAUAAAACCGUCUGACCGAAACCGAACGCGUGAACUGCAUACGAGCGGAGAUGAACGGCCCCGCCGCGUUGGUAAUGGGGACAAAAGAGAGCCAGUUUGGGGGCCGUGUGUAUAUGUCUUGUACGAUAUUCGUUUUCCAUAGCGAUGGCGUUGGUGGGUUGGUGGGCUGAAUUUGAAAGCCAUCUAAGCGACUCAUAGCUAAGGUAUGGGAAGAUUUUAGAGAUGAAGGGGGCUAGCUACAUGAAAGAUUUCGCGGCUUGCCACUUGAUGACCAAAACAAGAAGAAAGAAAGGAAAUACCAAGUCUCAACUCAAAGACGGUCUUACACCCAUUUCUCCAUUCCUUCAAUCUCAGGUUCCUCCAACUUG